Rasamsonia emersonii CBS 393.64 is the source of this 627-nucleotide messenger RNA. RefSeq lists its product as uncharacterized. The transcript has 2 exons. Lineage: Eukaryota; Fungi; Ascomycota; Eurotiomycetes; Eurotiales; Trichocomaceae. The coding region runs from base 1 to 627 and encodes 208 amino acids. The record is from RefSeq and is a predicted model, not a curated record.
AUGGUCCCAGUCCCCGCGGGGAGAAGCAUCGUCAGUUGCCCAUCUGAGCUACAUGGACGAGAAGGGCAAGAUCGACCUGCUUCCACCACGCAGGGGAGAUUCGCUCAGGAGCUUGUCUCGGCUGUCCAACAAAGUGUAUUUUCAGAUAUGGCAGUUAUCGCUUCCUUCUUGGGCAAGGAGAUCCACCAGAUGUGGGCAAUAUUAGCUGUGGCUGCCAGCCAGCUGCACGGCCACGGCGGGCCCCUCCCCCUUGCUGCUAUGGUCCAGUGGGUAUAUUUCCUCCAGGUUCGGGGUACACAGCUCUCCAGAAGGACGGUGGUCUCGCUGACGCACCUCGAAAAGGAGGGUGAGAGGCGUGUGUCAUUUGACAUAUGCGUGCUGGCGUCCUAUGAUGUCGUCUUCGAAGCGAUCCGGUCGCUCCAACCGGAGAAGCCUGUACUCGGUACGAAGGACAGAGGCCUGCCUGCAUCUGCAGGCAGCUGGAUCUUGUCGGGCAAACGGCGGUCUACAGAGCAAAUCAGGCCGCCACAACCCCGCAUCCGCGUGAAGAGCAAGUCCAAGAUCACCGGAGAGCUCGAGGACGGACGGAGAGAUCUGCGUGAUGGAUCUGGAGGGACGGAGAAAUGA